This is a messenger RNA of Schistosoma intercalatum, 842 nucleotides long. NCBI's taxonomy places the organism in Eukaryota, Metazoa, Platyhelminthes, Trematoda, Strigeidida, Schistosomatidae. The record is from the annotation of a GenBank genome assembly.
UGUAAACGCUUGCGUCUCUCAAGACUGCAGUUCUACAUGCUUAAAAUGUCCCAGUCGCCUCAAUUAACGAAUGUCCACCAGCUGAGGAAUUAAUUUAUUUAUUUACUCACUUGAUCAUUUCACUAUACACCAUCACUGCUUCUAGACGUCGAUAAACCAGUAUUCAAAUUUCAUGCAUGCUUUCUGCAUUCAGACAUUCCACAUCACUAAAGUAAGGAAACGAAAGGUUGUUCACUAUAUUCUUUUACUGCAAAUAACGGUUUCAGUCAUGACAGUUUUGAUAUUAAAUUAAAAUAAGUAUCAACAAUUUUGUUGUCUUCUUUUGGUUGUUUGCAGUUUAUUUAAUCUUCACAUGAAGUUGACAGAUACAUGCAGCAAACUUUAUAAACGCUCUACAACUCAUUUUCCGGACCUUCAAUACUAUAAGUAUGAUUAUCGCAGGACUCCAGUUCUUAAAGAUUCAGUGAUUGGAAAAGGUGAUAGGACAAAAAGGGCUGUUUGUAUCGAAGAAAUGUUAUCAAUGUUAGCUUGCUUGAAAGAAAGUGAUUUUGAUCAACGUCCUUGUACACAAAUGAUAGACACAUUCAAUAAAUGCGUCCAUAUAACGGAGAAUAAGCGGAGAGCAAAUAAGGAUAUGCAAAAGUCAGGAGUCGUAUCGCCUUCUGACAAGUCAAGUAAAUCAUUUGAUCGACUAUCAUCAAAACAAAUUACUGAACUACUAAGACGCUUUCCUGAACCUUAGUAAUAUUUCGGCUCACCGUUUGUACAUUUGUAGUAACCAUUCAUAGCACUGAUUAAUAUAUUUUCUUUUUUUGUGUAAAAAUAUAACCAUUUAAAUUUAA